This is a messenger RNA of Daldinia caldariorum, 605 nucleotides long. RefSeq lists its product as uncharacterized. The transcript is spliced from 3 exons. NCBI's taxonomy places the organism in Eukaryota, Fungi, Ascomycota, Sordariomycetes, Xylariales, Hypoxylaceae. The record is from RefSeq and is a predicted model, not a curated record. The coding region runs from base 114 to 458 and encodes 114 amino acids.
CGGCACGUAGCAUCCUUAAUCCAGUGUUGGUGAACAGGCGCAGAAUAGAGUGUAACCCAAGCCAGUUCCAACCAACUAGAAGUGGUUGGUGCUGUCUGCUAUGUUGUACAACCAUGGCCUGCAUAUGUUGUUUGUUUGACGCCAGAACUACAUCUGGAACAUUUGAUCCCGUUGUUUCCUGUUCCAGUGUCUCUUCUUCGACACAAGAGAGGCUGCUUGCUAGAAAUCAAAGGAAAAGUCCAAUGGAUACCACAAAUAUGUCGGACAUUAUUGCUCAGCUCGAAGCUGUUGCGAACAACCCGCCUGAAGACUCUACCACCAGACUCAGUCUCUACGAUGGCGCCAAAAAGCUCAUUGCGGCUACCGAGGACCCGUUCAACACCAUUUGCCGUGUAAAUGCAUCCCCCAUGGUCCUCACCAUCUGUCAAGUCGCCUGUGAUCUGAACAUCUUCGGAUAGCUAGCAGGGGCUAACUCUCCGCUUUCGACCGAGUUGUUAGCUGCUCCUUCGGGCGCCGACCCUACGUUUCUAAGCCGUAUCCUCCACUUCCUCGCGUCGAAUGAUAUAGUUCGAGAAACGGGAGAGGAUGAGUUUAGUGCAACUGCG